Aspergillus aculeatinus CBS 121060 is the source of this 1437-nucleotide messenger RNA. RefSeq lists its product as uncharacterized. The transcript has 4 exons. The coding region runs from base 1 to 1437 and encodes 478 amino acids. NCBI's taxonomy places the organism in Eukaryota, Fungi, Ascomycota, Eurotiomycetes, Eurotiales, Aspergillaceae. The record is from RefSeq and is a predicted model, not a curated record.
AUGUUGACCGACUUUACAGCCCGUGGCAAUCGGAAAGGGCAGAUGGUGUCGAAGAUGAAGAGAAACCGACCCGCUGACCACGAAGUGGAUGUCAUUCCGCGGGCCUCACGACCGAGUGCCACAUCAGGAUUGGAAAGCAUGGAAAUUGGUGAGAACUCGGAAUCGUCUUUUGAGUUGAUAGACGACUCUCUGUUUCUGGACCUCGAUUCGCGCUGGGAUGAAGAUCUGGACUGGAUUGUAUCUGCUGAACCUGAGGCGCAACGUAAUGCCCUCACGCCUCCCACCGUGGCUGAAGUAGCAAGAGACUGCUUUGUAGAUACUGCGCACUCAGUGGAGAUGUCGACUCUCGACCCUUCCAUCCUAUUCAUGAAUGAGUCGACAGCCCUGCCACCCAUUCCUCAGGAUCCUUUUGACCAGUAUCUAUUUACCUACUAUAUGGAGACCCUUGCUUUGCGACUGUACCCGGUCAAAAAAGACCAAAAUCCCUAUCGAACAAUAUAUGGGGCUCUUGCAACGGAGUCAGAACCUCUAUUGAAGUCGAUCAUGCUAGCGUCUGCACUCCAUCUCACUAAGCAAGGACGAUUACCCAGAAAACGCAUUAACUCUCCUCAGAUCAUCGGUACCGGAUUGGCGACAUGGAGCUCGAAGCUUAUAGGCUGUCGUCGACUGUUGGAAAUCGCUUUCUCGGCUUCAACAAGUACCAAGACCCUCACCGGCCUGCAUUGUGUCCUUCUUCAAUACAACUGGGCAGUUACGAUGGGCAAGACCCUGACUGACGGCACGCCUUUCGUUCUGGCAAUAGUACCAUCUCGAGGCAGCUCCACCGAAGGGCUAGAGAUGGCCUCCCAUCAGCGUCAAUGGUGGGACAACUUACCCGACUACCAGAUGCAUCUCUUCCUGCGCGAGGCGACCGAUUAUUCCCUCGCUGUGGCUCGGAUCAGCGCUACCGGAUCAAAGGACGAGAUGUUGCGGUUGAUGCCCCGGGUCGCGGAUUUGGUCAACAGGAUCCAGGGAUGGCACCCGAAUAUAUCCACGGUUCCUGAAGAAUUCGUCAGCUCAAUUCAGCACUUCAAUUGCAUCUGGAAGGUGGGCAUGCUGUGCUUUGUGUACAGCGAGAUAUAUGCCCUCGGGCCCAAUGACGACCUGAUCAAGGACUUGGUGCAGGCUUCCAUGGAGCCGCUGGAUAAAUUGUCUUGGCUCCAGGCUUGUUUGUUCCCUGUGUUCAUGAUUGCCCUGCAUGCUCGGACCGAGCAAGCACACUCCAGGUUUGAGGCGAAGUUGAAUGAAAUGCACACCGUUUUAGAAUUUCAGGGACCGCUUUCCGUGAUAUCCAUUCUGAGAGCCAUAUGGCAACAGACGAGUGCCACUCACGAGGGUAGAGUGCAAUGGAGGGAGGUUAUCAGGGAACUAGGAGCGGAGAUCAACGUUUUACUUUGA